AUGGCCUCUUCUACCCGUGCCAUGGCCAAGAUGCCUCUGGCCAAGUUUCACGUCGUGGUUCCCGGCGGCGGUGCUGCCGCUCGCUCUGCCACGUCGUCGUCGCGUGCCCUGUCGACGCUGGGGAAGGGCAAGGCCGACAGUUUCCGUGCUGCUGCCAGGCCGUCGACCGUCCUCAAGCUCCCCAGCACCGGCCGCAUCGCCUUCCGCAGGUCCUACGCCGACGAGGCCCCCAAGCCCACGGCCGCCCCCAAGAAGCAGGCUGGCAAGGUCCGCCGCACGCUCCGAUGGAUCUGGCGCCUGACGUACCUGUCUGCCCUCGGUCUCGUCGGCUACACCGGCUACGUCAUCUACCUCGACCACAACCCGGCUCCUCAGCUGCCGCGCGACCCUACCAAGAAGACGCUCGUCAUCCUGGGCACCGGUUGGGGCUCCGUGGCCCUUCUCAAGAAGCUCGACACGGAAAAGUACAACGUCAUCGUCGUGUCGCCGCGCAACUACUUCCUCUUCACGCCGCUGCUCCCGUCCUGCACGGUGGGCACGGUGGAGCACCGUUCCAUCAUGGAGCCGAUCCGCACGAUCCUGCGGCAGAGGCGCGGCGCGGUGCAGUACUACGAGGCCGAGGCGUCGUCCAUCGACCCGGAGCGCAAGGUGGUCAGGGUGUCUGACAACUCCGAGGUCAAGGGCACGGUGGCGGAGACGGAGAUACCGUACGACAUGCUGGUGGUGGGCGUGGGUGCGGAGAACGCGACGUUCGGCAUCCCCGGCGUGCGCGAGAACAGCUGCUUCCUCAAGGAGAUUGGCGACGCGCAGCGGAUCCGCAAGAAGUUCAUGGACUGCGUCGAGACGGCGGCCUUCAAGGACCAGACCGAGGACGAGAUCGACCGGCUGAUGCACAUGGUGGUGGUGGGCGGCGGCCCCACCGGCGUCGAGUUCGCCGGCGAGGCCCAGGACUUCUUCGAGGAGGACAUCAAGAAGCUGGUGCCCGAGAUCAGCGGCCGCUUCAAGGUGACGCUGAUCGAGGCCCUGCCCAACGUGCUGCCGUCCUUCUCCAAGCAGCUGAUCGAGUACACGGAGAACACGCUGCGCGAGGAGAAGAUCGACAUCAAGCUCAAGACCAUGGUCAAGAACGUGACGGCCGAGGCCGUCGAGGCCGAGAUCAGCAAGCCCGACGGCACCAAGGAGCGCAUCCGCAUCCCCUACGGCCUCCUCGUCUGGGCUACCGGAAACGCCGUCCGGCCCGUCGUCCAGGACCUGAUGGCCCGCAUCCCGGCCCAGAAGGACUCGCGCCGCGGCCUGGCCGUCAACGAGUACCUCGUCGUCCAGGGCGCCCGCGACAUCUGGGCCGUCGGCGACUGCGCCGUCGCCGGCUACGCCCCCACCGCCCAGGUCGCCUCCCAGGAGGGCAACUUCCUCGCCCGCCUCUUCAACAACAUGGCCCGCACCGAGGCCCACGAGGCCCGCAUCGCGGAGCUCAGCGCCAGCCUCAACCUCCAGGGGCCCAAGGGCACCCCCGCCCCCGAGGCCGCGCGCGAGAUCGAGAGCCUCGAGCGCCAGCUCUCCAAGAUCCGGGACGUCAAGCCCUUCCGCUACACCCACCAGGGUUCCCUGGCCUACAUUGGCAGCGACAAGGCCGUCGCCGACGUCAUCUGGUGGAACAGCAACGUCGCCACCGGCGGCAGCAUGACCUACCUCUUCUGGCGCAGUGCCUACCUCUCCAUGUGCUUUAGCACUCGCAACCGUAUCCUCGUCAUUCUCGACUGGCUCAAGUCCAAGACCUUCGGCCGCGACGUUUCCCGCGAAUAA
Geosmithia morbida is the source of this 1803-nucleotide messenger RNA. Its product is annotated as NADH:ubiquinone reductase (non-electrogenic). The record is from RefSeq and is a predicted model, not a curated record. The transcript has 3 exons. Bases 1 to 1803 code for a protein of 600 amino acids. NCBI's taxonomy places the organism in Eukaryota, Fungi, Ascomycota, Sordariomycetes, Hypocreales, Bionectriaceae. Gene Ontology annotation, molecular function: NADH dehydrogenase activity.